CGUAGUUCAUGUCCACGUUUUCUAAUAUCCACAGAGGGCGUAUCGAGGUCCACCUAAUUUGCUGUGUACCGUCUGCGUCUGCACCCUCUGCGCUUGAAACGGGACGCAGGUAUAAGCCCCGCCAUCAGCGGGAGAGAGAGGUGAGAGCAGGCGGCAGGGAAGGUGAGGAAGAUGCGAGAGGAACACUUCGGCGAAGGCGGAAACCAGCGAAAACUGGCGGAACUUCCGAACCAUCCUCGAGAGAGAACUCGAGCGGCCCGAAGCGACUGAGAUUCGGCGACAGAAGACGCACGAUGGACAAGCUCGGGAAAAUCUUCAAAGAGGUCUACUAUGAUCAGUUCAAGUGGUCAGUGGUUAAGAACAUCGCUUUCUUCAUCGUCGGCGUCAAGAUCGCCGUCGAGUGCAACGGGAUGACUCCCAUGCCGCCAGUCUCCGUUUAAGCCGCUCCCUGAAGUCUCGCAGAAUCUUCUAUAAGAUCGAGAAGGAAACUGCCGAGUGCUCCAGUUUCUCGCAUGUCGCACGUCGAUUACUGUCAAUUGCCGACACGCGUUUGACUCCAUCUGUACUAUACGAAACUGUAUAUUUUGUAUCCGGGACGCUUUUAUUGAAGAAUUGUUAAUAAACAAUGUACAGUAUC
Vollenhovia emeryi is the source of this 637-nucleotide messenger RNA. RefSeq lists its product as uncharacterized. The record is from RefSeq and is a predicted model, not a curated record. The coding region runs from base 9 to 440 and encodes 143 amino acids. NCBI's taxonomy places the organism in Eukaryota, Metazoa, Arthropoda, Insecta, Hymenoptera, Formicidae. The transcript is spliced from 2 exons.